CGUGUGCGCGCACGCCCCCGGGAGACACCACCAGGAAACAUGGCGGCGCUGAUGACUCUCAGCCAGUUGUCAAGCGGGAACCCGGCGUACGAAAGCUACUACAGACAGCUGGAUCCGGUUAGCAGUGGCAAAGUAUCGGCUGGGGAUGCGGCUCAGUUCCUGAAGAAGUCAGGACUGUCAGACAAUACACUGGGCAAGAUAUGGGAUUUGGCUGACGCAGAGCGAAAGGGCUAUCUGGACAAACGGGGCUUCUUCAUUGCCUUGAGACUGGUGGCCUCGGCGCAGGCAGGACACGAAGUCAGCCUCAGCAACCUGAGCCAAACGGUUUUGCCUCCUAAGUUUCGAGACAACAACAGCCCUCUAUUGAGUGCCUCAGCAACUGAUUCAAGUUGGGCAAUAAGGCCGGAUGAAAAGGGGAAGUUUGAGGGCAUCUUUGAGAGUCUGUCCCCCAUCAAUGGCCUCCUCUCAGGCGAUAAAGUGAAGCCCAUUUUGAUCAACUCCAAACUACCUCUGGAUGCGCUGGGAAGGAUCUGGGACUUGGGCGACGCGGACAAAGAUGGGUACCUGGACAAGGAGGAAUUUCUUGUGGUCAUGCAUCUUGUGUAUCGAGCAAUGGAGAAAGAGCCGGUGCCGACGACUUUACCCGCAUCCUUGAUCCCUCCCUCAAAGAGGAAAAAAGUGCCUGGUGCGCUGCCUGGCGCCGUGGCCGUCCUGCCCAGCCGGCCUGGGUUUUUGGGUACCUCGCUUCCUCUCAGAGACAGCUUCCGAAGUGCUUCUCCUCUCACCACCUCAACUAGCAACCUCUCCCCAAAGUACUCCUUCAGAGCAAGCAAACAGCCGGAGGAGAAGUGGGUGGUGCCGGUGGCCGACAGGGAGCGCUACUAUGACGUCUUCAAGAAAACCGUCAAGGAGAACGACAGCUUGAUCAGCGGAACGGAGGUCAUUGAGAUCUUCAUGCACGCCAGCCUCUCCCAGACCAUGCUGGCACAAAUCUGGGGUCUGGCCGACACCAAACAUACAGGCAAGCUGACCCGGGAACAGUUCUGUCUGGCCAUGCACCUCAUCCAGCAGAAGAUCACCAAAGGCAUCGACCCGCCAUCCACUCUUACGCCGGACAUGAUUCCGCCUUCGGAGAGGACGGCGGCUUUAGCAGCGAUCCCCCCUGACAUCGCCGUUGCGCCAGCAGAGCUGACGGGUGUCAAAGAGCUGGAUGACAUCAGCCAGGAAAUAAGUCAACUGCAGAGAGAUAAAUAUAUCCUUGAACAAGAGAUAAGGGAAAUGCAAGAAACUAUCAGGAAGCAGAAUAUUUCUGUUCAAGACAUGCAGCAGGACUUUGACCGGGAGAGCAGCGGCCUGCAGGACAUGGAGUUUCAAAAGCAGGACGCACAGAAGCGCCUGGAUGAGAUGGACCAGCAGCGUUCCAAGCUGGAGGGGAUGCUCAACGAUGUCAAGCAGAAGUGUCAAGAAGAGACGCAGAUGAUCUCAACUCUGCAGGGUCAGAUCCGCUCCGAGGAGACCAACAUGCAGAGCCGGGAGCAACAGGUGGGCCGCACCAAGGCGGACCUCAGUCGGCUGCAGGACGAGGAGGCCCAGCUGGAGCAGAACCUGCUAUCAGGGCGCGUUCGGCUAGACAGCAUCAGCAAGUCUCUGAAGAACACCCAGGAAGAGAUCAACCAGGCUCGCAGUAAGCUGUCACUCAUCCAGGAGAAUCAGAAGGAGGUCUCCAAGACCAUCGAGCAGUACAACAAAGCCCUGAGCGACCUCGGGGGAGGAAACAACAUGGCUAACAUGAGCGACCUGCUCGGCGAGAAUGAGAACAGUGUCUUCAGAAGUGUGGAUGAAUCAUUCAAGUCAAGACGAGCCAUGUUCAACCAAAGCGCUUCCAAGGCAGCAGACCCUUUCCAGACAGAAGACCCCUUCAAGUCCAACCUCUUUAAAGAUUCUUUUGGAGAUCCUUUCAAAGAAAGCGACCCCUUCAAAGGCACCUCAUCCGAAGAUGUCUUCAGCAGGACUGGUAGCUUGUUUGCACACUCCGAAGCUUUUGCAGGAAAACCCAGGCCUCCAAUUAAGCCUGGCUCCUUCAGUGGUAGCGACCACUUUUCAUCCCUCGGCUCCAAACCAAAGAAUUCAGAGUCCUUCAGGACGGCAGACCACUUUGGAAGCACCGCCUUUAGAAACAAAGCCGGAUUUACCGAUUUUGGCCAGAUGUCAAAGAAGCCCGAUAACCCUGUUCUCCCAUCAAAGAAAAGCAUGCCUAGCCGGCCUGCACCUCCCUAUGAAAAUGAAGGCGAGCAGUUUGGAAGUGAAAGCCAGCAGCUGGAGUGGGCCAAGCGGGAGAGCGAGCGUGAGGAACGUGACAGGCUGCAGCGGCUGAAGGUCCAGGAGCAGCAGGACCUGGAGCUGGCCAUCGCUCUUAGCCGGGCCGACAUCACCAGCUCCUGAGAGGCGCUCGACAAACUCCACUCCUCCUUCCUUCCCAGCUUUCUGACGUUUGCACUGACACCGAACCAACACUCCAAAAGCCCUCCGAGACCCUGAACCAGUGAUGCACCCGCCAUGCGAUGGCAUCGUGUCAAAUAACUGCGCUUUUUUAAAUUCAUUGCUCCCAAACAUGAUGCCAUAAUCAUGGCCAGGAUGGAUCCUCCUGGUACAUCGCGUGCUUUCAUUUGGACUCAACGUAGCCAUCUAAAGGAAACACGACGCAGGUGGCCACUCAGGUUUUGUCUCUGUUAUGCUGCCUUAUUCCAAAGCCUGCCAGGAAACUAACUUUUUUUUAAUUAUCAUUAUUUUUACUGUGUUUUAUUGUAUUUAUAAGCAAAGGUGUGAGUGAACGUGUGCUCCAUGAAUGAACUUGUUAAAUGCACUAAAUCAGAUGUUUUUAUUUUUCAGAGAUUCUUUUGGAGGAACUUAAUAUCCUGUACCGUAUUUUUCGGAGUAUAAGUCGCUCCGAAGUAUAAGUCGCACGGGCCGAAAAUGCAUAAUAAAGAAGGAAAAAAACAUAUAUAAAUCGCACUGUAGUAUAAGUCGCAUUUUGGGGGGAAAUGUAUUUGAUAAAAGCCAACACCAAGAAUAGACAUUUGAAAGGCAAUUUAAAAUAAAUAAAGAAUAGUGAACAACAGGCUGAAUAAGUACGUUAUAUGAGGCAUGAAUAACCAACUGGUAUGUUAACGUAACAUAUUAUGGUAAGAGUCAUUCAAAUAACUAUAACAUAUAGAACAUGCUAUACGUUUACCAAACAAUCUGUCACUCCUAAUCGCUAAAUCCCAUGAAAUCUUAUACGUCUAGUCUCUUACGUGAAUGAGAUAAAUAUUUGAUAUUUUACGCUAUCUGUGUUGGCCCUGCGAUGAGGUGGCGACUUGUCCAGGGUGUACCCCGCCUUCCGCCCGAUUGUAGCUGAGAUAGGCUCCAGCGCCCCCCGCGCCCCCAAAGGGAAUAAGCGGUAGAAAAUGGAUGGAUGGAUGGGUGUUAAUUUCACACAUAAGUCGCUCCUGAGUAUAAGUCGCUAGAGAUGCGCGGAUAGGCAAUUAUUUCAUCCGCAACCGCAUCACAAAAGUCGUCAACCAUCCGCCAUCCACCCGAACUAACAUUUAAUCAAAACUGCACCCGCCCGCACCCGCCCGUUGUUAUAUAUCUAAUAUAGACGAUGCAAGGCAUUAGUGAAGUUAUAAAGCUUUUUUGCCUGUUAAAGAAA
Nerophis lumbriciformis (worm pipefish) is the source of this 3691-nucleotide messenger RNA. Its product is annotated as epidermal growth factor receptor substrate 15-like 1. Lineage: Eukaryota; Metazoa; Chordata; Actinopteri; Syngnathiformes; Syngnathidae. Gene Ontology annotation, cellular component: plasma membrane; clathrin coat of coated pit; cytoplasm. Gene Ontology annotation, biological process: endosomal transport; endocytosis. Gene Ontology annotation, molecular function: cadherin binding; calcium ion binding. The record is from RefSeq and is a predicted model, not a curated record.